Periophthalmus magnuspinnatus is the source of this 1113-nucleotide messenger RNA. It is a transcript of the gene cmpk1, whose product is annotated as cytidylate kinase. Gene Ontology annotation, cellular component: nucleus; cytoplasm. Bases 116 to 775 code for a protein of 219 amino acids. The transcript has 6 exons. Gene Ontology annotation, biological process: 'de novo' pyrimidine nucleobase biosynthetic process; CDP biosynthetic process; UDP biosynthetic process. The record is from RefSeq and is a predicted model, not a curated record. Gene Ontology annotation, molecular function: UMP kinase activity; ATP binding. Lineage: Eukaryota; Metazoa; Chordata; Actinopteri; Gobiiformes; Gobiidae.
GAUUGGCUCUCGGCAUCAAUAGCGGAAGCACUGCCGUUUGAGUCGCUCUGACACGCAUUCAUCGACCAGCCUUUCAUAUUUUUGCCCUCUGUCCCACCGGUGCUGGGACCAGUGUAUGUUCGGCCGUGUGUCCGGGUUCGUGUCUGAGAGGGUGCCUCGUUUGCUUAACCAGGUGUCGCUGAUGAUGAAACCGCAGGUGGUGUUUGUGUUGGGAGGCCCUGGCGCCGGUAAAGGGACCCAGUGCUCCAAAAUAGUGGAGAACUUCGCCUACACCCACCUAUCAGCGGGAGACUUGCUGAGGGCAGAGAGAGCCAGGGAGGGCUCAGAGUGUGGGCAGCUUAUUGCAAACUACAUCAAGGAGGGAAAGAUUGUUCCUGUGGAGAUUACUAUCAACCUUUUAAAGCAGGCAAUGGAAGAGACCAUGAAGAAAGAUGAGAAGAAGUUCAGAUUCCUCAUAGAUGGUUUUCCACGUAACGAGGACAACCUUCAGGGAUGGAAUUCCGUGAUGGACGGAAAAGCCGAUGUCAAAUUCGUGCUUUUCUUUGACUGUAGCAAUGAGGUUUGCAUUGACCGGUGUUUAGAACGAGGCAAGAGCAGUGGACGCACAGAUGACAACAGAGAAAGUUUGCAGAAAAGAAUCCAGACCUAUUUGCAGUCCACACGACCCAUCAUCGAUCUAUAUGAAACACAGGGAAAGGUGCGCACAGUGGACGCCUCUCGCUCUGUUGACGAGGUGUUUGCCGAUGUGAAAUCCAUCUUGGAUAAAGAGGGUUGACCUUACUGUCUCUACACAUUACUUUUAAAUUUUAAUUUUAUCUUCUACAUUGCUUCCAUAAGUUUCUGUCAUUUCAAACUUUUUACAUUGUUUUUUGUUUGUUUUUCAUUUUUUUGUAAAUUCUGCCCAUGGGUCAUGAGUAUGUGUAUCUAUUCAUAAGUGUGAUUAGAACUGCCAUAAUUGUUACCAAUAUUUACAUUUUACACUUAGUGUAGGGCUUUUCUAAGGGACAAAUAAGCACUAAACCAGAAAGGUUAAGUUGGAUUCAUGAAGAAGUUUUCAGCCUGCACUCUUGGUAUGCAAAAUAAUAAUGAAUAAACAAAAUAUAUAAAAUAAAA